This is a messenger RNA of Phialemonium atrogriseum, 1304 nucleotides long. RefSeq lists its product as uncharacterized. NCBI's taxonomy places the organism in Eukaryota, Fungi, Ascomycota, Sordariomycetes, Cephalothecales, Cephalothecaceae. The transcript has a single exon. The record is from RefSeq and is a predicted model, not a curated record. The coding region runs from base 120 to 1097 and encodes 325 amino acids.
CGCGUAAGCACGCGCAACACUGCCCUGUUCACCAGAACAUCAUCAUUCUUGUUGCUGCCUUUUUCUCAAAGACAAUCAACUCAUCCCUUCAGCAUCCCUUCAGUAUUCAGGUCAGAGCAAUGUCGAAACACGAAGAAGCAACAAGGGCUGCCUUGGAAGCCCAUGGAGGGGUCGACGAGGCCCUCCCCGCAUAUUCAGCCAUGCCGUCUGAAGGUCAAGGCCCGACAGCAGACUCGCCCUUCAACUUCCCCUCUGCCCAGCCACCUCCAACUUUUGCCUCAGCCUCAGCAUCCUCGUCGGCCGCCGCGUCGACCUCCGCAUCCGCAUCGGCAUCAGCCCCAACACCCACUCAAUUGCAGCGGCCCAUCGCAAUCCCCCAGGUGACACCAGCCGCAACCGCGCCGUUCCUAGACGCCUACGCAAAGCCCCUCCUGCAAUACGGCAUCACGCCCGAGUCCUGGCGCGGCUUCCUCACCACCAUGUCGGCCUUCCUCGCCGCCAAGGUCUCCGACCAGGCCCUCGCCCACGCCGCCGCCAUCGGCCGCCACGUAUCCCAGGUGCCCAAGCGCUUCGGCCAGGACACCAAGGACCACGCCAAGGCGGUGGGCCGCGGCAUCCGCGACUCGGUGCGGAGCGGCAGCGUCGUCGGCACCGCCGUGGGCGUCAUCGGCGGCCUCGUCACCCUGCCGCUGGGCACGGCGCUGCGCGCCGUCGGCGCCGCGGCCAGCUUGCCGGUCGCGGCUGUGGGCGCCGUGACGCAGAAGCCGCGGACGCCGAGGGAGAGGGCCGAGGCGUAUGCGGCUGCGGCGAACGAGAAGUGGUUCGGGGUUAGGGGGCUGUGUGCGAGGCUCGUGGAUACGCCUGAGCUGGCGAGGAUUGGUGGGGUGCCGGUAACGAGGCUGCUGGAUGUUGCGGGGGGUUGCUCUGAUCGGAGUGCGGAGGCACAGAUAGGAGCUUUGAAUGGGUAUGUAACUGAAUUGGAGACGGCCAAGGGGGCUCAGCUGGAGUUGGGGGCAAACACGCUAUGGUUGAUGAUCUUUCAGGAGGGCAGUGCUCCGGCUAGCGAAGGGAAGACUAUGGGAGGGUAUAAUAGUUAGCAGCCACGGAAGUUACUGGUGGAGUGAUAUGAUCUGAGGGUUUUCUUAGAACUUGGAGAGACUUGAGAAUGGGAUUUUAAAAGUUGUAGAUAGGACGAUGCUCACUUCGACAGUCGUGACACUUUGCACAUUUGCACUGAAACCCCAUUGAAAUAGAUACCUAGGUACUCGUAAGUGAAGCUGCAAUGGUCUCGGAUUACUUGAUUG